This is a messenger RNA of Necator americanus (New World hookworm), 654 nucleotides long. RefSeq lists its product as uncharacterized. Lineage: Eukaryota; Metazoa; Nematoda; Chromadorea; Rhabditida; Ancylostomatidae. The transcript is spliced from 2 exons. The coding region runs from base 1 to 654 and encodes 217 amino acids. The record is from RefSeq and is a predicted model, not a curated record.
AUGGAGAAAAUCAUCUACGACUUCUACUCUGAUCUCUUCAACAGCCAUGUCCACUUACCUCCUCACCAUCUGAGGGAAGAUGGACAAGUCAUUCCAGAGGUUCUCCCGUCCGAAAUACGACAUGCUAUCAUGUCGGUAAGAAAUCGUACGGCACCCGAUCCCGACAGAAUAAGACCAGAACACCUGAAGAGCCUUCUGCCAGUACUCAUCAACACCCUGGCGAGGCUCUUUACACAUUAUCUGUCGGAAUGCAAGGUUCCUAAACAGUGGAAGACCAGCAACACCGUGUUGUUGUAUAAAAAGGGAGAUCCACAUGACAUCGGCAACUAUCGUCCAAUCUGCUUACUGUCCGUCAUCUACAAGCUCUUUACAAGAGUGAUCCUUAAUAGCACGAUAGACCACAUUCACACUGUUUCGAAACUCAUCGAGGUAUCACGAGAGUACAAGAUGCCGCUCUGUCUCACAUUCAUCGACUUGAAGAAGGCUUUUGACUCAGUUGAGACGGAAACGGUCGUGGAAGCCUUGGACAACCAGGGCGUCCCUCCUCAGUACAUAAAAAUACUUCGAGAGUCGCACAGUAACUUCACGACAGGAAUUUCGCUAUUCUACAAGAACAUCAUCAUUGACGUGAAGAGGGGGAGUCCGACAGGGUGA